AUGGAGGCAAUUCAGUCUUGGGUUGCAGAGCACAAGCUCAAAGCCAUUGGAGCAAUAUGGGUAUCAGGAAUUGGAGCAUCUCUGGCUUAUUCACGAGCAAGAACACCUCUCAAGCCAAGCCUUAGGCUUAUACAUGCUAGGAUGCAUGCACAGGCCUUGACACUGGUUGUCCUAUCUGGCGCAGCAGCAUACCAUUAUUAUGAGAAGCAUGAAGCUGACCGCCAAAAAGAAAAUUAA
This is a messenger RNA of Prunus armeniaca (apricot), 237 nucleotides long. The record is from the annotation of a GenBank genome assembly. Lineage: Eukaryota; Viridiplantae; Streptophyta; Magnoliopsida; Rosales; Rosaceae.